This is a messenger RNA of Pogona vitticeps (central bearded dragon), 842 nucleotides long. It is a transcript of the gene UQCC2, whose product is annotated as ubiquinol-cytochrome c reductase complex assembly factor 2. Gene Ontology annotation, cellular component: mitochondrial matrix. NCBI's taxonomy places the organism in Eukaryota, Metazoa, Chordata, Lepidosauria, Squamata, Agamidae. The record is from RefSeq and is a predicted model, not a curated record. Gene Ontology annotation, biological process: mitochondrial respiratory chain complex III assembly.
GACGACACAGAGUCAGAACCCCACGUGAGCCGCCCGCCAAUGAGGUUGGUCCUUUGUCUGCCAAGAUGGCGGUGACGCGGUACCGGCGGUUCUUGAAGCUCUGUGAAGAGUGGCCCAUUGAGGAGACGAAGCGCGGGCGUGAUUUGGGCGCCUUUUUGCGGCAGCGGGUGGUGCUGGCCUUCCGCGAGGGAGAAAACACCCAGAUUUCCGAUCCGGCAACAUGUGAUGAAAUGUUUGAGAGCUUAACCAGAAUCCAUACCAACUAUUAUAAAAACAAGUAUCCACGCUUGAAAGAUACGAACUUUACAGGGGUAACAGUGGAAGAAUGCAAGAUGGCCAUUGCAACAGAGAAUAUAGAUGAAAAGAAGUGGAAAUGGACAAGGUUACGUGAAAAAUUCUCUGCCAGGUUUUCUGAAGAUUCCAAGUAAUGGUUUCUCAUCAUUACCCCAUAUUCCUAAAUCACUGGAUUUUUGGUAGUACAUUAUUUUAAAAUUGGCUUAUAUGCAUUGAUAUUACACCAUCAAAAGAUCAAUUUAGUUUGACAUCAGAACUACUUUAUCUUGGGCAGUGCCUGAGUACUGAUAAAAAGACUUGGUUAUGCUGAAAUGGGCUAAGUCAGCUCCAUUGGUGUAUGGAGGAUAUUAGGAAGUCUAGUUAUAUAUGUAGAACACAGUGAUAUAAUUGCCAUUUUCUGACUAGGUAUUUACACAUGUGAGGGAAAGAGUGAUAUCUGAUAAUGUCUUGUAGUUGAUGUGCUGGAAUAUAAAUGAGUUGUAUUUCAGACCUUUUUUGAAUUCAGAAAAAAUACACUCAUAUGAAUAAAGAUAUUACUCUGGAUAGCC